UAAAACAUCAAAAGAAGAAGUAGGACUCGGAARUGAAAUGUUUGGGUAUUYAAAAGACGAUUCCCCAAGUGUUUCUUGUAUUUUCUGAAGCCUAGGAGGGAUUUUAUUUUACUUUUACACCCAAACAACCUGCACACAUGAACGAAGCACAGCUUUAUUCCCAAAUACCUCAAGGGCUAGUGAAGAGCCUUCAGGUUGAGCCUCAGAGCAGCUCUAAAGCAGCAGUGUUCACCGAGACCUUCCUGAAGAACAGCCUUCGAAACCCUGCCCGCCAUGACCUGAAGGACUUCCUAACCCACAAGGCYGUGGUCCUGGGUUUUGCCAGACCCAAGAAGGAGAAGAGAAAGAGCAAGAAAGCCAGAGGGUUAAAUGCACGACAGAAAAGAAAGAUGAAGAUUUUCCAGAUCAAGCCUGAACACCAGAGAUAUGAGCUUUUCCUGCCUUUACAUGAACUCUGGAAGCAGUACAUAGUUGACCUGUGUGGGGGACUGAAACCAACAAGCAAUCCACAGAUUGUGCAGCAGAAGCUUCUAAAAGCAGACUUCCACGGCGCCAUCAUCACAGUGGUGCGGUCGAAAUGUCCAUCAUACGUAGGUACUACAGGGAUUCUGGUGCAGGAGUUCAAACACAUCUUCAAAAUCAUCACUGAGGAGAACARACUCAAAGUCAUCCCUAAAAAGAACAGUGUUUUUGCCGUAGAGAUUAAYGGCUUUGUUUCGCACAUCUAUGGAAGCAAGUUUGAGCAGCGAGCCAGCGAACGGUCCGCCAAGAAGUUUAAAGUUAAAGGAACCAUCGACCUGUGAGGGCCCAGAGCRCCACUGCUUCCUGUAUUCCUGCUGGCCAAUAAAGGAACUGCAGAAAUCCUCAGCGUGCAGCAAAUGGACCCUGGCUGUGCAUCAAAAACAAUCUUUUUCAACACUUUAGAAACAGUGGAGAGUUUUGAAAUCACCCUGAAAUUGGGACAGAACUAUAUUAACUCUUGCUUCAGUGACAGAUGAGUUUAAUUUCAGCAGCUGUUUUUGUAACAUCUUAAUUUACAAGAAAAAAAGCCCUGAGGUUCUGUGACGACCUGUUAAACURCCAGAUGUUCUGAUGAUCUGUCAUCACCAAAUCUGCAACCAUUGGGAAGGCUGGGGACAUCAUGCCUUUCUCUGUUGCACACAUACAGUAAGUAACAGCCUCCACAUUUACUUUGACAGGUCAUUUACAACUUUGGUUUUGUUUACCAUAGUUUAAGUCAAACACAAUCCGUCUAUAUGUUUUUCAACUGUUUAUAAAGUUUAAGUAAUCACUUACUGUACUGGUGGAAGUAAAAUAAAUACAUUUUAAAAUAA
Molecule: messenger RNA, 1334 nt
Organism: Austrofundulus limnaeus
Lineage: Eukaryota; Metazoa; Chordata; Actinopteri; Cyprinodontiformes; Rivulidae
Gene: pop4
Product: POP4 homolog, ribonuclease P/MRP subunit
Exons: 7
Coding region: 138-803 (221 amino acids)
Biological process (GO): rRNA processing; tRNA 5'-leader removal
Cellular component (GO): ribonuclease P complex; ribonuclease MRP complex
Molecular function (GO): ribonuclease P RNA binding
Source: RefSeq, a predicted model, not a curated record